CAAAGAAGACAAUUAUGAAGAAGAAGAAGAAGAAGGUUAAAAAAUCGACCCUAAGAAAGUUUUCUAAAGGUACUCAAACCAACUUCAUACAUGAUGUUAGUAAUAUCGCAAGACCUCUGCAUAAUUCCAUCAUACGAUAUAAUGUGGCACUAAGGAAUUCGUUUCAGUUCCUUGUUGACGGCACCUAUUGCUUGAGCUGUGGCUCUGACAAGAAGAUUAAGCUGUGGAAUCCGGUCUCGGGACUACUCCUAAAAACCUACGGUGGACAUGCGGACGAGGUGACGGAUGCGGCGGGCAGCUGUGACAGCAGCUACAUCGUUUCGGCCAGCCUGGACAAGAGCAUCAUCUACUGGGACGUGUCCACAGGAACCCCCGUAAGACGCCUGCGUGGCCAUGCCGGUGGUGUGCGCUGCGUCUGCUUCAACGAGGACUCCACGGUGGCUAUUUCCGGAGGUCGGGACAACGCUGUCAUAUGCUGGGACAUUCGAACACGACGCCUCGAUCCCGUCCAGGUGAUGAAAGAGGCACGCGAUUGCAUCACCACUGUGCUAACCAACGAGAACAAGAUCUAUGCUGCCUCCCUGGAUGGUUGUGUUCGGACCUACGACAUCCGUGUGGGUGAACUCACCUGCGACAAGGUGGGCGAACCCAUCACCUAUCUGAGUCAGACGCGUGACGAACAGUGCCUGGUGGCUGGCUGUCAGGAUAGUGUGGUGCGACUGCUCGACUGCGAGACUGGAGGUUUGCUCUCCGAGUACAAGGGCCAUCGGGGCGAUGACUAUCACAUCGAAUGCGGAAUACUGGCCAACGAUGCUCACAUUGUGUCUGGAUCCAGUGACGGUGAUGCUCUGAUUUGGGACCUGCUUGAAGGCAAAGUUCUGCAACGUAUUCGUAUUAGCGAUAAUGGUGGUGUUGUACACUCGCUGGCCACUCAUCCCAAGCGACAGGAGCUGCUCUUUGCCAGGCGUAGGGACAUGUACGUCUUUUCUGCUGAUUUGCAAAUCGAAGAGGAGCAAUUGUAGUCUAUAUUAUUUAUAUAUUAUAAUGUAAGAUCAGGCUAGUGGUAAAGAUAUAGAGAAGAUUGUAAACAUAUAAACCAGAACACAAUGUACACUAUAAGAAUAAAUACCUCGUAUUUUAAUUA
Messenger RNA from Drosophila serrata, 1144 nucleotides. Its product is annotated as WD repeat domain-containing protein 83. Gene Ontology annotation, molecular function: protein binding. Gene Ontology annotation, biological process: mRNA splicing, via spliceosome. Gene Ontology annotation, cellular component: catalytic step 2 spliceosome. Lineage: Eukaryota; Metazoa; Arthropoda; Insecta; Diptera; Drosophilidae. The record is from RefSeq and is a predicted model, not a curated record.